Messenger RNA from Gongylonema pulchrum, 543 nucleotides. The record is from the annotation of a GenBank genome assembly. NCBI's taxonomy places the organism in Eukaryota, Metazoa, Nematoda, Chromadorea, Rhabditida, Gongylonematidae.
AUGCCUGUGGUCAGUGCAGUUGAAUCGCGUUUGGAUGCGGCAAUUUUUGCCGUUCAUGGCAACUCCUGUAGGACGGGCCAUGAAAUUGAAAGCGACGAUCUUCAUGUGGACUCGAUUUUCGACGAAAUUGCCACGACUGAACAAUCGCCAUAUUAUACAAUUUAUCGACAUUUGUUGAACAACGAUUCGAAGAAACUGGUAUCUUUCAUCGAUAUGUGGCUGGAUGAGCAUGGAGACGAUUCCGAAAAAUUCCCACAUAUUUUGCGUUUUAUGGCACAUCUUGUCCUGCUUCUUCGCUUUACAAAACAGACAAUUCAAGAAGAAAUUGCUGAUACAGUGAUACUAACUUACGUAAAUUUAUUGAUCUCAUUAAAAAUGCACUCAAUUGUGCCAUAUUAUGCCAGUAAACUACCUUCCAUACUUGCCGAAGAAGUGGUUGUUGGGUUCAUGAGCCGUAAGUUUUUUUCAGAAAAAAAGAAAAUAAUUUUUUCUUUUUCGCGAUUUCCUUCUAUCUAUUCGUCCUAUCUAUUCAUAAUUACAUAG